Molecule: messenger RNA, 564 nt
Organism: Nematocida homosporus
Lineage: Eukaryota; Fungi; Microsporidia
Product: release factor glutamine methyltransferase
Exons: 1
Coding region: 1-564 (187 amino acids)
Biological process (GO): methylation
Cellular component (GO): eRF1 methyltransferase complex
Molecular function (GO): protein methyltransferase activity; S-adenosylmethionine-dependent methyltransferase activity; nucleic acid binding
Source: RefSeq, a predicted model, not a curated record
AUGCACCACGUCUAUCCGCCCGAUGAAGACACCUUCCUUUUGGAAGACGCCAUUAUGAAAGACUUGGCUGCCCAUUCUACCCCGCCUAAAAUCAUUGUUGAAGUCGGUUCAGGCUCUGGUUAUAUAUCCCGUGUACUUGCCCAGCACUUUCCCACCUCUUUUGUUCUGGCUACUGAUAUUAACCCCUACGCUACUACGCAAACCCAAACCACUCUCCUUCCCUACUCCAAUGCAAGCGCUCUCCGCACCAGCAUCAUUGCCGGGAUUAAACCAUCCAUUGAUUUGGCUAUUUUCAAUCCUCCCUAUCUUCCUAGCGAACCCCACCACCUGACUGGUGCCUGGAUUGAUCGUAGUUGGGCCGGUGGUGUUCAUGGCCUCGAAGUAACGCAACAAUUUCUCCUCCACACUGCCCACGUCCCCAUCAGAUACCUGCUUCUCUGUAGCCUCAACAACCCACAACAACUAGCCGAUACUCUCUCCACCCAAUACCAUGUCACCCUUCUUGUCGCUAAAAAGGUCCUUAGUGAAACCUUAGUUGUCCUCAAAAUAGAAUCUAAGUCGUGA